GAUACAUCUUGACAUUCAUGUCUAUAAAUAAAUUGUGGAACGCAUAGCUAUAAUAUUCAUCAUCCAUUCUGUAGUUUAACUGCAUAGAUUUUUCCAAUUUCAACUAUGGAAUCAGCUUCUCUUUCUUCCUCUUCUUUCCUUCCAUCUCUACAUUCCCGGAAAAUGUUUACCCCACGGUGGCACGAUAAAAGGUCUCGCUGCAGUCUGGUUUUUGCAGCCGGAAGAGAGUCUCAACAAUGGAAUCACAGUGGACAACUAGUGAAUGAAAGCUUGAUCGUGUUAAGGAAACGGAUUCAUGAUAUGAAGAUUAUUGAGAGAAAUUAUGAGCCACCGGCGGAUUGGAUGGAGUGGGAGAAGCAGUAUUAUACAUCGUACAACGAGUUCAUUUGCCAAAUUGUGGGGUUAUUGCAAUCGUAUUUGAUGAAUACCAAACCUAGCUUGGCUCUUGGGAUUUUAGCGUUGGUUACAAUCUACUUGCAAGCAUCCAUAAUCAUGGAUUUAGUGCACUUGGUUCAGGCUGCCAAUGGAAUCUUGUCUACUAUCGGUUUCCAUUGACAUUUAAAUUGUAUAUAAAGUCGUAGGCUCGGAGCUUAGCAAUGCAUAAAUAAAUUGUACAUAUUAAAUUGGGUUAAUGUAAAAA
Gossypium arboreum is the source of this 640-nucleotide messenger RNA. RefSeq lists its product as uncharacterized. The coding region runs from base 106 to 555 and encodes 149 amino acids. The record is from RefSeq and is a predicted model, not a curated record. NCBI's taxonomy places the organism in Eukaryota, Viridiplantae, Streptophyta, Magnoliopsida, Malvales, Malvaceae. The transcript has a single exon.